AUGAAGCUACUCAAAAUCUCUCUGCUUCUAGCGCAGACUUUGACCUGGGGUGCCAUAGCUUCACCAUGGUUCGGUACUGAGUACGUUGCGGAAGUGGAAUCAACCAUAGGAUCUGGGUACACUGGGCAAUAUAUCACAAGAGACGCUGCGGUCGUUACCUAUACAAAAGUGAUCACCCCCACAGUACCAAAUCCCACAGUCCUCAGCACCCUCACCGACAUUGAGUACAACUUUUACGGCGAUGUUACAGCAGUCCAGCUUGUCGUUGAGCCCACAGCUGGCGUGAUCAAAACGAGCUACAACUAUGCCGAUCACUACGCUACAGUGACUUAUACGGCGCCCUCGUCUUGUUCUUAUACAACAAGCCAAACACUUACAACCAUCAUUCCGAUCUAUGUCCCGGGAGCCGCAGAGGAUCUCGUUCACCCAAGCGUUGUCACUACCACGAUCACCUACCAAUACAUCACAGAAAGCUAUACAAGGACUAGAGCGAUGCUAGAUGUCUCUGAUAUCCCCACCAGCGUGUACUCCUCCGCCAGCUCCUAUUACAAACCAUCCAUGUACAAGACCUGUGACAGCUAUUACAGAACAGGACGUACCACGUACAGCGGCGGCGGCGGUUCAACCAGCGGCAGCGGUUCAACCAGCUACUCCGGCUGCAGCAAGUUCGUCUGGUACAUUGGCGGCUCAGAGUUAUCCGGUGGAUACUGUUGCUCGGACGGAUGCCACUACACGUGGGGAAUUCCGCCAUGGGGUCUGGCCCUUGCGAUAUUUUUCGGGUGGUUCGGGCUAUUCCUGAUCAUUGGCUUGAUCGAGAGCUGGUUCACAUUCCGCCGUGCCAUGCUCGGGCAGAAGGCUCGUCGUGGUCUCCCGUACGGAUUUGCCUGUCUGUGUCCUAUUAUCUCUUGUCUGUCGCUCAUCACAGUCAAGAAGUAUCCUGCAAAAUCACAGGAGGAACAGGCCUUCCUGGUCGCAAGAUGGAAAGAUAUGUCUGCCGGCUCAAGUCUUGGAAUGUGGCUGAAGUAUCUGUUCCGUCGAAAGGAUCCCGCCGCUGUCGCACUUGGUCGCCCUGGGCCUGUGCCUGUGCCUACUGGUGUUCCGUACCCCCCACAGGGCGGCCCCUGGUACCCGCCUCCUGUGGGUGCUCCUGGCGCACCGCCUAUGGCGGUUUUUCCUCAACAGCAGGGUUAUCCACCUCAUGGGAACCCCCCUCCGCAAGGUCAGCCCGCUCCUCCACCUAUGAGUGGGGUGAGUGAGGCGGGAGAUGGCCAACCCAAGACCGUGGAAGUGAGUGAGACGGAAAGAAGGUGA
This is a messenger RNA of Penicillium soppii, 1311 nucleotides long. RefSeq lists its product as uncharacterized. The record is from RefSeq and is a predicted model, not a curated record. The transcript has a single exon. Bases 1 to 1311 code for a protein of 436 amino acids. Lineage: Eukaryota; Fungi; Ascomycota; Eurotiomycetes; Eurotiales; Aspergillaceae.